UCCUGUGACAAACCGCUGUGGUUGUGCACGCCGGAGACUUCCGGUUUGAUGCUCCAGGCGCGAGUGCGAUUUUACAGGUGAGCAGCAGCAGGUGCCCAUCGGAAGCCACGUGAAAGGUUACCUCCUCCCUUAGGACCCAUCAUAGGGAAGCAGGAACAACACAAGACCUAAAGAUAAACCAGAAGGAAGUGACAUCAGCAUCACAGGUUCUUCUUGUUUUGUUCGGUCUAGAUUCCUGCGUGUCAGUAUGAAGUUUAAACAUGAAGUGAGUCCUGUAGUGCUGCUCGUAUUUCGAGUGCUGGUUUGGCUGUACUCUCUUGUCUCAUACCUGCCGUACCUGUUGCUGAGAUCAUCCGACUCUGAGUCUCUGUCUGAGUGCUCGCGGAGAAUAAAAGCCCGCUCGGCGAGCGGUCAGGUGGCGGGACCGUACCGGGACGUCAAUGCCCUGAGGGAGCUCACUGUGUCUGUUCAGCCCGGGGUGAACACGCUUGAUCAGGUGUUGAAAGCAUCUGUGAGCCAAUAUCCUGAUCAUGACUGCCUGGGCACCAGAGAGCUGCUGAGUGAGGAAGAUGAGCUACAGGAGGAUGGAAGAGUCUUCAAGAAGGUAAUAUUAGGAGAAUAUCGUUGGAUGUCGUAUGAUCGGGUCUAUAAGGAGGUUAAAGUGUUUGGGAGCGGUCUGGCUGCUCUGGGACAGAAACCACUGACAAACAUCGCUAUCUUUUGUGAGACGAGAGCCGAGUGGAUCAUAGCAGCUCAGGCCUGUUUCAUGCACAACUUCCCACUGGUAACUCUUUACUCUACUCUGGGUGGUCCUGCGAUUGCUCAUGGACUGAAUGAAGCUGAAGUUUCUCACAUCAUCACCAGUAAAGAACUUCUGAAAACUAAACUCAAGGAUAUUCUGCUGGAGGUACCGAGGUUACGUCACAUCAUUGUUGUGGAUGAUAAGUUUAGCGUCGGGUCUGAUUUCCCUCGAGGGAUCACUGUCCACAGUAUGGCCGCUGUUCAGAGACUGGGAGCUCAGCCUGAGAAUGCGUCAAAGCAGAGACGAGCCCCGUGUGCAUCUGAUGUUGCCGUGAUAAUGUACACAAGCGGAUCCACUGGAAUUCCGAAAGGAGUCAUGAUAUCCCACAGUAACAUUAUUGCGGGAAUCACUGGGAUGUCAGAGAGGAUUCCCAACCUCGGUAAGGGUGAUACAUACAUCGGUUAUCUUCCACUGGCUCAUGUCUUAGAGUUGAGCGCUGAGUUGGUGUGUUUAGCUCAUGGCUGUAGAAUCGGCUACUCCUCCCCAUUAACACUCGCUGACCAGUCAACAAAGAUAAAGAAAGGAAGCAAAGGAGAUUGUAGCGUCUUGCAGCCCAGUCUCAUGGCAGCAGUACCAGAGAUCAUGGAUCGUAUCUAUAAGAAUGUGAUGCUUAAGGUGGAGCAGAUGAGCGUUUUUCAGAGAACUUUGUUUCUUCUGGCUUACAACUACAAGAUGGAGCAGCUCGCAAUGGGAUACAGCACUCCUCUGUGUGACCGGUUGGUCUUCCGGAAGGUUCGGGCGUUGCUAGGUGGCCGUUUACGGGUGUUGUUAUCAGGCGGCGCCCCAUUGUCGGCCGUGACCCAGCGCUUCAUGAACGUCUGUUUCUGUUGUCCUGUGGGUCAGGGGUACGGCCUCACAGAGACCUGCGGCGCUGGAACCAUCAGCCAACUUUGGGAUUAUAGUACGGGAAGAGUCGGAGCACCUCUGGUUUGCUGUGAACUUCAACUGAAGGACUGGGCAGAGGGUGGAUAUCGGAGCACAGAUAAACCUUGUCCACGAGGAGAGAUUCUGAUUGGUGGACCCAGUGUAACCAUGGGUUACUACAAGAACAAGGAGAAGAACGGUGAGGAUUUCUUUGUGGAUGAGAACGGCCAGCGAUGGUUCUGCACUGGAGACAUUGGGGAAAUCCACGGAGACGGAUGCUUGAAGAUUAUUGACCGUAAGAAGGAUCUGGUGAAGCUACAGGCUGGAGAAUAUGUUUCUCUGGGAAAGGUAGAAGCUGUCCUGAAAAACUGCCCUCUCAUCGACAACAUCUGUGCUUAUGCCAACAGCGAUGAGUCGUACGUGAUUGGGUUUGUGGUACCGAAUGAGAAGCACCUCCUUGCACUCGCAGAGGGGAGGUGUGUCAGGGGUUCAAGGGAGGAUCUUUGCAACAACCCUGUCAUUGAGGAGGAGGUGCUUAAAGUCAUCACAGAUACGGCACUGGCAGGCCAGCUUGAACGGUUUGAGAUACCACGAAAGAUCAGCUUGAGCUCGGAUCCCUGGACCCCAGAGACCGGCCUGGUGACAGACGCUUUUAAACUCAAACGAAAGGAACUGAAAACUCAUUACCAGCGUGACAUUGAGAAAAUGUACGGUGCUAAAUAAAAACCGGAGAAACCUGAAGCAACAGUCAGAUUUCAUUCUAGCAACCCACAGUCUGAACAGAGGAUUCUUAUGGACGUUAUAAACAUGAACAAAAAACAAUAUUUGAUGUUGGACGCUUCACACCAACACCACACAGACGAUACUAAUUAAUAUGUAAGUGAUGUUAGCAACUGAAUUAGACACACCCCUCUCUAAAACCCCACCCACAUACAACACCAGCUAAUCCACUAAUUAUUUUUUUGCUGUGUAUAGAUCAGUGUUUCUCAACCAGGAGACCUCAAUAUGACUUUAAAAAAAUACAUUUUAUUUUAUAUUUUAUUAGGUAGAAAUUACGAGUGGGGUGGGGCUUCAGAUAUUGUUGGUGUGGACAAUAGGGUAAUUGAAGUCAAAAUGUUGUGAUGCACUGUUAAUGGGGCGAUUCCUCGGACAGGGAUUAGACUAGUCCUAGACUAAAAUAAAUUAAGAACUGUCUAAACUAAAAAGAACUACUGACAUCUUAAAAUACAUCAGUGCCCUUUGUUUUGCCUCAAAAUGCACACAAGUAAUGUUUUUAGUAAGGCAUGUUUGUUAAAACUAGUUAUAUUUUCUAAUUAAACUAAGGCCUAGUCCUGGCUUAAACUAAUCGCUGUCUGGGAAACCACCCCAUAGAGUUUAGGCCUGUCUCAGAGACUGGUGUGAUUUCUCAGGAAACCAAUUUUUAUUGAUACCUGUAAGGUAGUAGGAAUAUUUUUAGGGGAACGAUUUAAGGGGCAACCAAUGAAACUGUGAUUGUUUAAAAUACUUUGAAUAAUGUUUUGAGUUUCUCACAUUCAAUAGAGGUGAUUCAUGAUGCCAUAGAUGAACCAUUUUCCAUAAAGAACCUUUAACAUCUGAAAAAACUUUGUGUUUCACAAUGGUUCUUCUUUGGCAUCCCUGUGAAGAACCUUUUAAGCACCUUUGUUUCUUUAGAUGGAAGUCUGUGUGUCCAAUCAGAUUGAAGGACCAAAAUUAACUGUUCUGUCCCAUACAUGAGCAGUGCAUCAUGGGAUACUGUAUGUUUGUGCUGUCAUUAGGAAACUUAAAGACAUUAAACUGAGUGUGAUGUCAGA
Molecule: messenger RNA, 3477 nt
Organism: Paramisgurnus dabryanus
Lineage: Eukaryota; Metazoa; Chordata; Actinopteri; Cypriniformes; Cobitidae
Gene: acsl3a
Product: acyl-CoA synthetase long chain family member 3a
Biological process (GO): neuron differentiation; long-chain fatty-acyl-CoA metabolic process; long-chain fatty acid metabolic process
Cellular component (GO): lipid droplet; plasma membrane; endoplasmic reticulum
Molecular function (GO): long-chain fatty acid-CoA ligase activity
Source: RefSeq, a predicted model, not a curated record